Planococcus citri (citrus mealybug) is the source of this 3555-nucleotide messenger RNA. RefSeq names its product polypeptide N-acetylgalactosaminyltransferase 3-like. Lineage: Eukaryota; Metazoa; Arthropoda; Insecta; Hemiptera; Pseudococcidae. The coding region runs from base 1722 to 3542 and encodes 606 amino acids. The transcript is spliced from 13 exons. The record is from RefSeq and is a predicted model, not a curated record. Gene Ontology annotation, cellular component: Golgi apparatus. Gene Ontology annotation, biological process: protein O-linked glycosylation. Gene Ontology annotation, molecular function: polypeptide N-acetylgalactosaminyltransferase activity.
GACCUAGGUAUGCAUUAAUUAUAAUUAAUUAUCCAGCGAUAUGAAUGAAAAGCGUGCCACAACGUUUUACAACGCUAGGUAGUCCAAUAAUGGAACCUCGCACGAAUGUGCAAAAACAGAUUUGACCCAAUUUUUUUUUAGUAAGAAAGCUCCUUUUUUUUUGUAGUGGCCCAAUCUCAAAAUUACGGGACUCGCAGGGUUCAGAAGUGUUUUAAAAGUUUAUUGAUGUUUGGCCAAUUUCACCCCUAAAAAAUGUGUUUAUAAAUCAAGCGUCAAACAUUAAAGGGUCCCUGGGGUAAUUUUUGGCCCAUAAUAUUAGCAAAAUUGUCCGAAAAUAGUCAAGAAAUGUGAUAGGGGCUGAUAUUAUAAAAUUUUAAUCUUCUUUUCGACACGAUUUCGAAGUCUGUGCAUCCGAAAAAAUAUUUUUUGGGCCCAAAACUUUCAAAAAAUUGCACGAAAAUAUCCUUUUGAAAAUUUUUGAUUUCUUUUCUCGUUACAAAUUCAAAAAAAAAAACUGAAAAUUGUUCUGUAAUGUUGAGAACCUAUUCGAAAAAAAUUUUGAAUUUUUUUCACUUCCAAAUCAUGUACUUACAAGAAUGUGAAAAAAUAAUAAAUUGAAUUUAGUCAAGAAUAUACCAGCAGGUCAAAUUUCAAAUGCAGAACCCCAUUUUCUGAUUUUUGGUGGAUUUUGGCCAAAUCGAAUUUGGCCCAUUUUCCCAACAAUUUUUUUUUUACGUAAUAUUCUAACUCCAGCAACUGAACACUUGUGACCUCUGUUACUGGACAACAUGCUAUGUUGGUGGCUUCUUCACUCUCGAGCGUAACCGCUUUGAUAAUAAACCACUCCGCAAUCAGCUCUGGUCAUAACAAAGAUGAGUCAAGUACCUGUAACAAAAAAAUCUAUUCAUUUUGUAGCCAAAAUGUUUUUUUUUUCGCUUUUAUUUGUUUUUUUUCUUUUAUUUCUGUCCACUAAAAGAUACUGGUCGGUAAUUCUUUUCAAUUUUUCACGCUGUUUUGGUUCUUUUAUGCUCGAGUUUAGAAUUCGAUGCCUAUUUUUACCUGAAGAAGAGGUGUAAAGGAAAUGUACAUAGAUAAGACGAAGAAGCAGGUAAAACUCAGGCUGAUGAGAUUUACUUUUUAGAUACGCAUUACAAUGAAAUUCGUCUGUAAAAGUAAAAAUUGUUAACAAAUGUUUUCUGACAUUGCAUAACAACAAGUACGAGUACCUACGAAUUGUCAAGAUGUACACCGGUAAAUGUCUUCGUCUGCCCACUCAUCCGAGUGCCGAGUCAAUGACGUCUUCGAUCAUACAGCUUGCCUCGUGCUUGUAUUUAUUUGGAACCGGUUACAACGGAACCAGAUGACGAAUGGCGGGGUACCAGGUACCAUACUAUAUUUUCAAGGUUGGAGGAAAUUUUACUCAUAAGUCGAUCGAGUUUUUGAAAUUUUUCGUUUAAAUACAUAAUGUCCAAAUAUAUAAGUUAUCUACGUCGACCAGUGUUACUGUUUCGUCAUGGUUUGUGAAAAAAGUUUGUGCUCGUGAACACAAGGUCGAUUUGUGAUAAAGAAAUCUCAGUUGUGAACAAAGAUGCGGAAUUAUCGAUAUUAAGUAAUGCAGCAAUGGAGUGGAUUAUCCACGUAUAGUUUUCAUUUUCAUUUUCAAUCAUGUUUUCUAUUGGCUGUGAUGUAACAUUUAGAAAAAACUCAUAUUUAAAUUAGGAAUGUGCUUAGUCUCAUUGCACCGGAAAUUCCGUCGGAAAUUAUGCAUUUUAUUGUCCCUGCUGCUUUUUGUAUUUUCCUUUAUAACGCUGGAUACAAUUUGGCAACAUUUUCACGAAAUACCAAAUUCUAGUCAAUACAAAAAUCAUUUGCGAAACCAGCACUCCUCAUUGAAGGAUAUUCACGUCAUAGUAGGGCAUUAUUUAGGAGAAAAUGACGGUGAUGGGCUUCAGUCAACCAAUCUAACAGAUGAAUUUCUCAAUACAAAUAAGUUCGAUCCUAAACCGAAAGAAGGCGAAAAUGGGCGAGCUGUGAUAAUACCAUCGUAUUUAUCCGCUCGAAUGCGCCAACUUUUCCGCAUUAAUAGAUUUAAUCUGAUGGCCAGCGAUAGAAUUCCGCUCAAUAGAUCACUUCCGGAUGUUCGAAAGAAAAAGUGCUUGAAAAACGUGUAUGAAAUAAAGCCAGAUGAAACCGUUUCUGUAAUAAUUGUAUUUUACAACGAGGCUUGGUCCACCUUACUAAGGACUGUUACCAGCGUGAUAAAUCGUUCGCCGAGGCAUUUGUUGAAAGAAAUCAUCUUGGUAGACGAUGCAAGUAACAGAGAUUUUUUGAAACAACCUCUGGACGAUUAUGUUUCCAAACUCUCCACCGUCACCUAUGUGAUCCAUUCCAAUGAAAGAAAAGGUCUGAUCCGUUCGAGAUUGCUGGGAGCACGUCAAGCAAAAGGAAGUAUUUUGGUGUUUUUGGAUGCCCAUUGCGAAUGCACAGUUGGUUGGUUGGAAAGCUUAGUUCAUCACGUUUCAUCAAAUAAAACAAGAGUCGCUUGUCCUGUCAUCGACAUAAUAAGCGAUGAGACAUUCGCUUAUAUUAGAAGUUUUGAAAAACAUUUGGGUGCAUUUAACUGGGAUCUUCAUUUUCGUUGGUACGCUACAGAUAGACACAUGGAUAAUCCUGUGCAGCCGUUCAAAACUCCAGUAAUGGCCGGUGGACUAUUUGCUAUUAAUAAAGAAUAUUUUUUCGAAAUAGGCGCUUACGACGACCAGAUGGAGAUCUGGGGCGGGGAAAAUUUAGAAUUAUCUUUUCGGAUUUGGCAAUGUGGAGGCAGUAUUGAUAUUGUGCCAUGUUCACAUGUUGGUCACAUUUUUCGAAAAUCUUCUCCAUACGUAUUUCCAGGAGGUGUUUCAAAAGUUUUGUAUUCAAAUUUAAUCCGAGUAGCACUCGUUUGGAUGGAUGACUGGGGCGAAUUCUAUUUGAAAUUUCAUCCUGAGACAAAAUUGAUAAAAAAUGAGCUAGAUGUUCGAGAGAGAAAAGAACUCAGAAGAAAAAUGCAAUGCAACAAUUUUGAAUGGUAUUUGGAAAAUGUGUGGAAUCAACGUUUCAUGCCCAUGAAAAAUAGAAUAUUUGGAAAGAUUCGUCAUUCUGUGUCUGGUUUAUGUUUGGAAAAACCAACUGGCAAAAGCUUUCAUAAUCAACCUACAGGAGUGGCCUCAGUUAGCGAAUGUUCGUCAAAUCUGGAUCUCUUUCAAAUGUUUGUUUUGGCUCGUUACGAGUCGCAAAAUAAUUCAGUCAGUAUUGCUACCGAUGAAUCUGUUUGUUUGGACGUUGUAAGAGAGGCAAAUGCUGAUAAGCUAAAAGUAUUUUUCUCCGCUUGUACCAAUUCGAAUAAACAAAAAUGGAUUUAUAAUGUUGACGAACUCUUCAUCAAACACCAAUCUACAAAUCUAUGCGUUGAAGUUGCUCCAAACGAACGUUAUUUAAUUUUAAGUAACUGUACAAGAAACGUAAACCAAAAAUGGAACUUGCAAUUAAUACCUUGGAAAUAAAAUAUAAACUCGU